Molecule: messenger RNA, 7863 nt
Organism: Lagopus muta (rock ptarmigan)
Lineage: Eukaryota; Metazoa; Chordata; Aves; Galliformes; Phasianidae
Gene: SORBS2
Product: sorbin and SH3 domain containing 2
Exons: 32
Coding region: 637-6549 (1970 amino acids)
Biological process (GO): Notch signaling pathway
Cellular component (GO): plasma membrane; dendrite; neuronal cell body
Molecular function (GO): protein binding
Source: RefSeq, a predicted model, not a curated record
CCAAAUGUGGGUAUGUGUGCCUGAACCAUUCUAGCAGAAGCUAGAGAGCUGUUCUCCCAAGAAGUAGCUGCAAAUCUUCAGCAACAGCUUAAAGAAAAGUAAGAACUGCUAGGGAGAGGGGGAAGCUGUUGUUUGGAAGGUCUGUAUGUAAGAGCUCAGAAUAAGGCUUUUAGGUCAUAGAUGAUAUAAAAAUGGAAAUGAUGCAUCACUGCACCUGAGCAGUGGGACUUGUCCAGUUUAUCCAGAUUGACAGCAGUACUGUGUGUCUCAUUCCACCCUUACUGCCAUGACUUAAGUGGAUUUUAUCAGGAGGAAAAAAAAUGGACUGGAUGUGCAGAAGAUGCAACAAAACUUUCUCAGACAUCUGUGGAGCUUCUCAGUAGUCCCAAGCAGACUCUUGCAUAUGAGUUUAAUUUUUUGAGAGAAACCUUUGUAAAGGGCUAAAUAAACAAGAUCUGUACAUACAGAAAGUUUUUACUUCCUCUUCACUCCUCUGCACUUGAGACGCAACUAAACUUGUCUGUCUGUUCUUGUGUAUUCCAGUAGGAGCCUAUCAGAGGACUGCAUUGAUUUGAAGCAAACUCUUCAUUAACAAGGAAAUCUGAAGACUUUUAUAGCAAAUCCGUCAGUGUCAGAAUGAACACAGAUAGCGGUGGUUGUGCUCGCAAACGUGCUGCAAUGUCUGUCACAUUAACAUCUGUGAAGAGGGUUCAGAGCUCUCCAAACCUACUGGCUUCAGGAUCUGAUUCUCAGUCUCCAGAUUCAGCUUGGAGAGCUUACAAUGAUGGAAGCAGAGAGACACUGAAUGGAGACAUUAGCAGUUCAUCUCUUACAGCAAAAGGUUUUAGAAGUGUGCGGCCAAACCUACAGGACAAAAAAUCACCAACUCAGGCACCUCUGCCACCUCCUAGAAAAGAAAGCUUUCAGAAAGCAAGAGUAACUAAUCACAAGAAUGCAAUUAAUCUCCAGACAGUAACAACUGAGCCAGCUAAACACCCUCCUACAGAUACUGGCUAUUACACUAACGAGAAGUCUGCCCAGAAGAUAAUAUCUUCUCAGAUAUCUAACACGAAUGUGUCCUAUGUACAAACAAUCACUAAACCGCUGUCCGCUAUCUCCAGUGCAGGCACAAGCACAGUAGCUGGUAUUAGUGCCACUCUCCAUCAAGGCCAAACGCAGCAGUCUCAAAAGCGGAGGGUGUCUACCCUUAAAUUAACCCGGACACAAGACCCAGCAAGUGGUGUUCACUGUAAUAUACAGCAACAGCUCAAGCCUGUUGAAGUGCCAAUAUUUUCACAAAGGCCUGUCUCACCUGCCUGUAACCCCAUGUCUGAGAUACACACAGCAUCUCUUUCCAUUCAGAUAGCUCCCAUCCCUGACAAUAAUGCAGAGCCUGAAAUCCAAGAACAUCCACCUAGUAUUUCUCCAGACACUUCAAAGAUGUCUUCAAAGGAUGUGGGACAAAAGUCUACAGUUCUUCCUUCUUCACAGGCUGCAGAAUGCCAUGUGCUUGGAAACCAGAAAGUAACUGCCCCUGUGAUGGAGGUAAAUGCUUCACAGACACACAGACAAACAACAACAGAAGCUUCUCCACUGCCUCUUCCUCCUCCUGUGGUACCAGUUAACAGAGCCUCUUUCUCACCAGACAGUGGCACCCAUCUAGUACCAUAUUCUUUGCCAACGCUUGAUGAUUUUUCACGCUUUUAUAAAACCCCAGCCCUUUCACUAUUUUCAUAUAAAUGCCCAUUCCUAGCUUCUGAAAAUACUAUCCACAAGAAUGAAACAGCCUCUGUAAGCACAGAUUCUGCCAUGAGUGAGUGCUCCUCCCGCACGAGUGAGUCCUCCACAGUCAUUCUAGAUGAGCUGCAGACUUGUAGCUAUGAUACUACUGACUGCUCUGAAACACCUUCCCCAACCUUGAGCCAGAUGUCUGCUGUGUCAGAUGGCACCACCUUAACCAACACUGCCGCCACUUCCAAUGCUCAGAUCACAGUGAAUGGGAACUCUGGCACUGCUGCCAGCCCAGUGAGUCACUUUCAAAGGCCUUUUUCCCCUUCUUCCGCUUACUCUCCACCAGCUUCUCUCAAUUCCAACCUUGUUAUCAUGCAGCAUGGCAGGAUGAUGGAGUCCACAGAGACAUACUCGCAACAUGUUGGCAGCAGCACCACCACCAGUACAAUACCAAUCUGUAAAUCCUUAGAGGAAGAAAAAAAAAUUACAGUCAUUAAAGCUCCACAUUAUGCAGGGAUUGGCCCAGUGGAUGAAUCUGGAAUCCCUACAGCAAUUAGAACGACAGUUGACAGGCCAAAGGAUUGGUACAAGACAAUGUUCAAGCAAAUCCAUAUGGUACAUAAGCCUGAUGACGACACAGACAUGUAUAAUACUGCAUAUUCAUACAGUACUGGUGGCUACAGUCCAUCCUUCUCUGCUCAGGCACACCCAGCUGCAAAGACACAGACAUACAGACCGUUGUCUAAAAGUGCUUCUGACAGCAGCUCCGAUGCCUUUAAGGUCUCAUCUCCUUUACCACCCCCACAUGUGCCACCCCCAGUCCCUCCGCAUCGUCUGCGGGAGAGGUCUAUACCAGAAAAAAAUGACUGGGAUCCCCCUGACAGAAAAGUAGAUACUCGCAAGUUCCGCUCAGAACCAAGAAGCAUUUUUGAGUAUGAGCCAGGAAAGUCAUCAAUCCUUGAACACGAAAGGCCGCCUGAUCGCAUAAACCCAGAUGACAUAGAUUUAGAAAAUGAACCCUGGUAUAAGUUCUUUUCAGAACUGGAGUUUGGACGUCCGCCACCUAAAAAGCUUUUGGACUAUGUUCAAGACAGUUCUUCCGGUGUUUCCAAUGAGACUUCCUUAUAUCAUCACUCUUCAACAGACAGAGGCCUGGACAGGCCUUCCAGUUCUGCAAGUACUGCGAGUGACUAUAGGAAAAGGAGGAAGUCAGAACCUGCUGUAAGUCAUCAGAGAGCACACAGUGAUCAGAAUGCAAACAGGCCCAGCCUGGGCCGUACAGAUAUGCAAGGCCCAUACACCACCCUUAGAAAGCCUUUAACUAGCUCGUCUCCUUCUUCUCCAUCACGAGCAAAAGGUGGGGAUAUUAGCAAAGUAUAUCCAUCCCUCCUCAGUUAUUCAGUGCACAACCACAACACCUCAAAUGAAUUAGAUUACUGUAGCACUUACAGACAACAUUUAGCUGUUCCUAAUGAUUCAAGGAGGGCAAUCAGCUACAAGAAUGGCUGGCAAAUGACUCGACAAAAUGCAGAAGUAUGGAGCAGCACAGAAGAAACCACUUCUCCAAAGAGAAAAUCUCGUAGCUGUGAUGAUCUUUUAACAGAUGAUCGGGAUGGCUUUCCCGAUGCACAGGCCAAGUCUGAAAGCAUGGGCUCUCUUCUAUGUGAGGAGGAUGCUAAAGAGGUUUGCUCAAUGAACUGGGCAUCCCCAUAUGCACCUGAGGGCCGUGGUGGUGGUAGGGCAAGAGUUCGUCACAGAUCUGCGCACGAUGCCCCAGGUUUCCUUAAAAUGUACAAAAAGAUGCAUCGUAUCAAUCGCAAGGACUUGAUGAACUCUGAGGUGAUCUGUUCUGUGAAGUCCAGAAUACUGCAGUAUGAAAAAGAACAGCAUAAAGGUAUCCUUCAGGGCUGGAGAGAAUCUUCUACGGAGGAGGUGCCCAGAGAUAUGGUGCCAACCAGAAUAUCGGAAUUUGAAAAACUAAUUCAGAAGUCAAAAUCAAUGCCAAAUCUAGGUGAUGAAAUGUUGUCAAACAUUACACUAGAGCCUCCUAAAAAUGGUUUAUGUUCACAGCGGCGAUUUUCUAUCGAGUCUCUGCUGGAGGAAGAAAAUGAAGUCAGACAUCCCUCUCAGGUACAACGGAGCUACAAGUCUAAAACCCUGGUGCCAAUUCAUAUUGAAGUGACCAGUGAUGAGCCACAGCGGUCACAUAUGGAUUUCUCAGACAGUGAUCAAGAUGGAGUGGUUUCUGACCUCAGUGACUUUAUCCAGAUAGAGGGGUCAUCCUUUUGUAGUGAAAGUGACUUUGAUCACUAUUCCUUCACAUCAUCUGAAAGCUUUUAUGGAUCGGGCCAUCACCACCACCACCACCACCACCAUCACAGGCAUCUCAUCAGCUCCUGCAAAGGGAGAUGCCCAGCGUCCUACACCCGCUUCACCACCAUGUUGAAACAUGAAAGGGCUAAACAAGAACCUGCUGAAGAUCCAAGGAGACAGGAGGCAGAAUCUGGCCUCUCCAAGAUAGCAUUCCUAGUCAGUCCAGUGCCUUUCCGAAGGAAAAAAAGUGCAGCCCCUAAAAAACAAACUGAAAAGACAAAACGCAAGUCAUCUGUAUUUGAAGCACUAGAUUCUGCACUUAAAGACAUCUGUGACCAAAUAAAAGCUGAAAAAAGAAGGGGAAGCUUGCCUGACAAUAGUAUAUUACACAGACUGAUUACUGAGCUGCUUCCAGACAUUCCAGAAAGGAAUUCAUCUCUUACAGCUCUGAAAAAGAGUCCCAUGCACCAGCCUUUUCAUCCACUGCCUCAAGAUGGUGCUACUCAUUGCCCACUUUACCAGAAUGAUUGUGGAAGAUUACCUCUUAGUGCCUCUCUCCAAGACAUGGACACAACUAACAACAAUAACCAAGAAAAUGAUAGUGCACUGUGUUUCCAAGACCAGGAAACUCCUGGAAACUAUUCUGCUUUCACCGAUGUGGGACAAUGUACUCCAAGGGACAGAAGAGGAGCUACAGAUAAAGAGAAACUGCCAGCUAGAGCUGUAUAUGACUUUAAAGCUCAAACUUCUAAAGAGCUGUCCUUUAAGAAAGGAGAUACUGUCUAUAUCCUCAGGAAAAUUGAUCAAAACUGGUAUGAAGGUGAGCACCAUGGAAGAGUUGGAAUAUUCCCAAUUUCUUAUGUUGAGAAGCUUUCUCCUCCAGAAAAAGCACAGCCUGCCAGGCCGCCUCCUCCUGCACAGAUUGGAGAGAUUGGAGAAGCUAUUGCCAAAUAUAAUUUCAGUGCAGACACAAAUGUGGAGUUAUCACUUAGAAAGGGAGACAGAGUCAUACUUCUUAAGCGGGUUGAUCAAAACUGGUAUGAAGGUAAAAUACCGGGAACCAACAGACAAGGCAUCUUCCCUGUUUCCUACGUAGAAGUUAUCAAAAAGAAUGCAUCAAAAAGUGCUGAUGACUACCCUGAUCCUCCUAUACCCCAAAGUUAUUCUAGUGACAGAAUACACAAUUUAAGUUCAACUAAGUUGCCUUUCCAAGCACUAUCCCCACCUCCCAGAUACCAUUUCUCCUCUUGGUCACCCAAUGAUCAAAAGACACUCCAGGAUGCCACUAGUGAUUCAUUUUCCAGGACGGAUGGUUUUUCACCUUCAAGCUUACGUAUCUUACCACCUCCACAAUUUCCAGACAGUUUUCUUUGUGACUUAGAAGAACUCAGUUCUUUGGCAUUAACAUCCCAAUCUUUAGCCAUCUCCCCAAAUAGUAGCAUUCAUCCAGUUAAGGGAAAUGAUUUUAUUCCAAAUACAGAGAUCUCUCUGAGCUCCACUACAGCUCUUCCUCAGUCUUUUCUCGUAUCUGCCUCCAACUCACCUUCAGCCAGUUCAUCUCAUGACUUAACAUAUAAGCAUGAAAGCAACAAUACUGAACUAAGAAAAUAUAAAGACUUGAGAACUGAGAAGCCAAGUACAUCUCUCAAGAUGCCUAGAGACUUGUCAGAUACUACCACAGAAGAUGAACAUGUUUUCUCUACCUGCAACAUCCCUUUGCUACAUAAGUGUAGUUCCAUCUCUGCCAUGCCAGAUGCAAAUGCUGAAAAUGAAGAUGAAAUCUGUACAGCAGAUCUGUCAAUUGACCUAGGAGAUCAGUCAGAGCCUCAAGAAUCAGAUUUCUACAGAGAAUCAGAAGACACAACAGAAGAACUGAUAAAACUCUAUAUAGAGGAGGAUCUGAUACAUGACGAUUUAGUGUUUCCUGUAGGAAGUAGAGGAGAUUCCAUAGUAUGUUGUGAAGGAUGCACCUCACCGAGUAUCUAUAAGACAGCUCUGCUUUCUACGAAAACAUCAGAAGAGUCUGAUACUCCUUUCCACCUUCAUUCAAAUCUACCAUUUCACUCUGCCAACACACCAGCUUCUCACUCUGUUCUUACAGCAUCCCACUCUGCUGCUUCCCUCUCACCUCCUCUUAUUUCUAAACUUUUACAUGAACAGGAGAAAGAUUCACUGAAGGCUAAUUUAAAGAGAGAGAUAUUUGUUAUGGGUAAACCUCCUCGUAGCCCUGUGAUGACUAAGAGAUCCUGCAGCUCCUCUGUCAGAGGUCACAGCUAUUCACACAGGCCACAGCGCCCUGUGCUUGCUCAUGAAAACAUACACAGUGGGGGGGAACCGUUUCAGGCUCUAUAUAACUAUACUCCUAGGAACGAAGAUGAAUUGGAGCUCAGAGAGGGUGAUGUCAUUGAUGUGAUGGAAAAAUGUGAUGAUGGAUGGUUUGUGGGAACUUCAAGAAGAACCAAAUUCUUUGGUACUUUCCCUGGAAACUAUGUCAAGAGGCUGUGAAUUUUUUUCAUUCUUAUUUAUGCUGCAUCUCUGCAACAUAUCUGCAUAAAGCUGCUAGAAAACAUGCUACGCUGGCCUUCUGUUUUCUCGCUUGCAGUCUCAAAUAGAGGCCAUCCAGUUCAUCCUCAUCCCAUCCCAUCUGCCAAACCGUUCCAGCAGUAUUACAGCAACGACUACCGUGUGAAUAACUAAGGUUUUCUGAAACAAGAGGAAUCCUCCCUACCUAUAAGUACUCCCUGCUUUUAACUCUUUUUAUUUGAAACACGAUAGGAAAAGCCUGAUGAGAGGUACCCAGAAGAAUUGCUACGGUGGUGGGGGGUGUAAGGAGAGGGAGAAAGCCUUCCUGUUUGGGACAUUUGUGGUACUAUCAUGAAGUGCGAUGGGAAAACAAAAUUUUUCAGCAUGCAUGUAUAACAGAGGGAAAGUUGCUGCUUACUAUUUAAGAAGAAAAAAAAAAAAACAACAAAAAAGGCGUUUUGAGUUUUCAUAUUCUUAUUAGCUUGGCAGCAUUUGUUGCUUUCACUUUGCUGUAUCACAGGUUUGCCUAUUGUACUGGUUUACAAUGACAAAUUAUAAUAUAGGUUUUUUGCCUGCACUUGUAUGUUGUAACUUAUGCACAGUGACUGUAAAAUCUCAAGCAAGUGUAGUGAAAAAUGGAAGAACUGCAAGUGUUCUGAUGGUGCAAUGUUAUUUGCUAAACCCUUUUUUCCCUAUUAAAGCUACAGCGUUUUCUCUUCAAAGGUAAGAAGUGCAAGAGGUGUAAAAACCUCAGGAAACAGGAUUUAAAGAAGAGACAGACAGUGAUAUAAGCACAGACAAUAACAACCUGCUGAUCAUAUGACAUUAAAUGGCUGUAAUCAAAAUGUUGUAAUAGUCAGCAGCAUGAAAUCUGAGAGGUUAGUGUUUUUAUGUACCACAGGCAUUUUAAGAAGCAGCAAGUAAACAGUGUUAGUGCAAAGGAUUGUUUUUCCUCUAACAUAGCCACCUGAAAAACAUUCACAAGUAUCAUGUACUGAUUUAUUUCACUAUACACACACACACGUAUAUAUAUACACAUGUAUGUUAACAAAAUCUGAGUUACACUUUUUUUUUUUUUAGGAAUUUAGUACAUUAAAAAAAAUCACAAGUAUUAAAAUCAAUACGUUUGAGAGGGUUUGGGUUGUUGUUGGUCUUUUUUUUUCCUGAAUGAAUCAAGUAUUUGAAAACAGAUAUUCUCCAUACGCAACCGUAAGCAUAAAUAGCAUACUAAAUUAAGGCACAGGAUGAUAAUGACUACGACUUCAUGAAAAAAAAAAAAAAAGAUUUUUUUUUUUU